This is a messenger RNA of Peromyscus californicus insignis, 7799 nucleotides long. RefSeq names its product potassium voltage-gated channel subfamily A member 6 (gene Kcna6). Gene Ontology annotation, cellular component: voltage-gated potassium channel complex; membrane. Gene Ontology annotation, biological process: protein homooligomerization; potassium ion transmembrane transport. The record is from RefSeq and is a predicted model, not a curated record. NCBI's taxonomy places the organism in Eukaryota, Metazoa, Chordata, Mammalia, Rodentia, Cricetidae. The transcript has 4 exons. Gene Ontology annotation, molecular function: protein binding; delayed rectifier potassium channel activity. Bases 2376 to 3965 code for a protein of 529 amino acids.
CUUUGAAUGGAGUAACUUUUGUGUGAAGUCUAAACUGCUUAAUUACACAGCCUGUAAAUGGGAAAACUAUCGACUGGGUGAAUGAAUGCACUGCAUUUGCUCCCUCACCCUUCCCUGAACUGCACAAGGGAGGAAGGAGGAGACCAAGCUGAGCAGCAGGGAAGGAGAGGCUGCAGUCUGAUAGACCCAGAGGGACGCAGGAGAGCACAGUGGGUAUUGAAGCCAGUUUCUCUCUUACUUUCUCUCCCCUUGACUUCCUCCUUACAGGUCCAGGAGCUCUGGUUUUCUCCUCUUCCUCAUCCCUCUGGGAGCAGCUGCUGUGAGAACUGAGUCUGUGUAUAAGGGAUGGCUAAGAACCCACACUUUCAUCCUCGGGCUUGAGACAAUCUUUAUGUGCCAUUCCCAUCCUUAGCCUUUUGAAGCUCUUUCUUAUGAAGAAGCAGCCACACAGAGAGGCUGGCCAUUGCCAGCCAAUCCACUCUGGCCACGGGAAAGUCAAGACCAAGCUGCCUGGAUGUGGCAGUCUGAAUGAAUAAGAUGCACUCUCUAGCAUCUUCAUCCAUGAGAUCUAGGGAGGAAACAGUCUAAAGCCUUUAACAGAAUGGAUGGGAAACCUUGCUGGCAUUCAAAGAGAGGCAGAGUAAGAGGCAUGGGUUCCCUCACAACCCAUUUUGCCCCUUCCAAAUCCUACCAAAUAAGACUCCAUUGUAACAUGGCCUAGGGGUAGAGGCCAUCUUUCUGGAGAAGCACCUAUAAUGUGUUCAUUAGAUGCUCAUUGAACAUAGUUGUAAUUUAUUGACAUUUUGAUGUACCCCCUUUCUAGUUAUCCUCCCCCUUUCUUGACACAAAUAAAUAUAAAUUACAGAAUCUUUUUUCUUUUUCCCUCCAGGGAGGCUUGGAGCAAAGAUUCUGGGUUGCAAUUCCCUGUAUAUUGUGUAUCUUUAAUACUAUGAUCUUCCGGUUCUUUUCAUAGGAGCUAAUGGCGGGUGUUCCCAGGACUCCAUGAGAGGGUUUCCCACUCACUGGGCAUGGGUAGACUUUCCCUCCCCUGUUACUAUCACUAUGCCAUGAAGAGAGCUGCAGCCCCACCCUUCCAGGUUGCAAAUGUGAGUCUGUGGGGGAAUUAACAUUGGGAUACAGCCUAAACGCAAAGCUCUCAAGACAUUUAAAAAUACUUCAUUUCCCCCACUCUCAGUAGAGGUUGAAAUUGGCAAAUGUAUCUUCAUGGAUAGAGAAAAUAUGGAAUUCCCCCCCCCCCAUUAAAUAGCUGUUGAGGGGAGUCAGAUGCUGUGUACAGGGGAGGGGUGUGUUGGGCCAGGGUGUGAUUUCUUUUUGAUGAAAUACACUGCGCAGGUCAGCCCGGUGAACAGAAAUGAGAAGAGAUGUGAAGGAUGGAGGGGGUGCGUUAUUAGGAUACUGCGGCGGCUUGAUUGGGGUGGGGGUGGGGGCGUGUGUGUGAAUGUGAGAAAGCAAGAGGCGUGCCAGGCGAGCGCGGGAAAGAUUACCGGGGAGGCAAGUGUACAUAUCUCUCCCCAGCAUCUAGGCUUGCUGCAGCCCCUGACUGGGUAAGGGGUGUGAUGGGAGAGUGGGGUGGGAGGGGGCAGCAGGCGGGGCCUGCCACGUCACUUGGGGAGUGUUGGGGAGGAAGGGCAGAGCGGAGAGCUGAGCCUGCUGCUGCUGCUUCUGCUGCUGCUGCUGUUGCUGCUGUUGUUGCUGCUGCUGCUACUGCUGUCGCUGCUGCGGGUGUAGCCAAGGCUUGAAGCUGUGGGAGGUGGGUCCCUGCGCUUCGGCGCCUGGGCAGCCCCAGGGCGGUCCCAAGGCCUGUGGAACAGCUCCUGGGAAGAAGGUGGCGGUUGGAACCGCGACCUUGGCCAGACCUAGUUCGGUGGUGGACGUAGGGCGGAGGCGGAGGCCGAGCCCGGGCAAGAGUCUUUGGCGAGCCAGAGGGAGGCGCUUCUGGCGCUUCGGUACCAGCGGCAAUCCAGGGUCUUGUAAGGCUGGAGAACAGCAGGACCGGGAGAGAGCCAGCAGGUCUGGAGGGCGGACUCGUGGGUCCUCGAGCCCAGUUUUAGUCACCACUGGGAGCUAAGCCACGCGUCUUUUCGGGCAGCCAGUUUCACGCGCGCGACAGUUUGCGGGUUCCAGGCAUCCCAGUAAUCUUGAGCACUGAGGCGUGGCUACUGGGAGCCAGAGCCACAUCCCAGAACUAGCCUGGCAGAGGAACCAGCUGCAGGUUUCACCGACCUAACCGCCAGGUCGGAUCGCCGGCCCCACCCUACAAGAGGGCGCAGCCGGAGCUGGUAAGCGUGUGCCGCGCUCCCGAGUUCGUGUCGUGGGCGCCGUCCUAGUGGCGGGGAGCGCACCGCCAAGGGGACAUGAGAUCGGAGAAAUCCUUGACGCUGGCGGCGCCGGGGGAGGUCCGUGGGCCGGAGGGGGAGCAACAGGAUGCCGGAGAGUUCCAGGAGGCCGCGGGCGGCGGUGGCUGCUGUAGUAGUGAGAGGUUGGUGAUCAACAUCUCGGGGCUGCGCUUCGAGACGCAGUUGCGCACCUUAUCGCUGUUCCCCGACACGCUUCUGGGAGACCCUGGCCGCAGAGUCCGCUUCUUCGACCCCCUGAGGAACGAGUACUUCUUUGACCGCAACCGACCCAGCUUCGAUGCCAUCCUCUACUACUAUCAAUCCGGGGGCCGCCUGCGUAGGCCGGUCAACGUGCCCCUGGACAUCUUUAUGGAAGAGAUCCGCUUCUAUCAGUUGGGGGACGAAGCCCUGGCGGCCUUCCGGGAGGAUGAAGGUUGUCUGCCCGAAGGUGGCGAAGACGAGAAACCACUCCCCUCCCAGCCCUUCCAGCGCCAGGUCUGGCUCCUCUUUGAGUACCCGGAGAGCUCUGGACCUGCUCGAGGCAUCGCCAUCGUCUCAGUGUUGGUCAUUCUCAUCUCCAUCGUCAUCUUUUGCCUGGAGACCUUGCCCCAGUUCCGUGCAGAUGGGCGUGGCGGAAGCAAUGAGGGUAGUGGGACCCGCAUGUCCCCGGCCUCCAGGGGGAGUCACGAGGAAGAAGAGGAGGACGAGGAUUCCUAUGCAUUUCCCGGUGGCAUUCCCCCUGCGGGGGUGGGGACCGGGGGAACGUCCUCAUUUAGUACUCUCGGGGGUUCCUUCUUCACGGACCCUUUCUUUCUGGUGGAAACUUUGUGUAUCGUCUGGUUCACUUUUGAGCUCCUGGUGCGCUUCUCUGCUUGUCCCAGCAAGGCGGCCUUCUUUCGCAAUAUCAUGAACAUCAUUGACUUGGUGGCCAUCUUCCCCUACUUUAUCACCCUGGGCACCGAGCUAGUGCAACGUCACGAGCAGUCCGUGAGUGGUGGCAGUGGCCAAAAUGGGCAGCAGGCCAUGUCCUUAGCCAUCCUCAGGGUGAUUCGCCUGGUCCGGGUGUUCCGCAUCUUCAAGCUCUCCCGCCAUUCCAAGGGGCUGCAGAUCCUGGGUAAGACUUUGCAGGCGUCCAUGCGGGAGCUGGGGCUACUCAUCUUCUUCCUCUUCAUCGGAGUCAUCCUCUUCUCCAGCGCCGUCUACUUCGCAGAGGCAGAUGAUGAUGACUCGCUCUUCCCUAGCAUCCCAGAUGCCUUCUGGUGGGCUGUGGUUACAAUGACCACGGUAGGUUAUGGGGAUAUGUACCCCAUGACCGUGGGGGGCAAGAUUGUGGGUUCAUUGUGCGCCAUUGCUGGGGUUCUCACCAUUGCUCUGCCGGUACCGGUCAUUGUCUCCAAUUUCAACUACUUCUAUCACCGAGAGACAGAACAGGAAGAGCAAGGCCAGUACACCCACGUCACUUGUGGGCAGCCUACACCAGACCUGAAGGCAACGGACAAUGGGCUUGGCAAACCUGACUUUUCUGAGGCUUCACGAGAACGGCGGCCUAGCUACCUUCCAACUCCACAUCGAGCUUAUGCAGAGAAAAGGAUGCUCACUGAGGUUUGAUGGAUGCAGGCAGGGCCUGCAGGAAAACGGGAGCUCUGAGCAAGCCAUCUCUCAGGCUUCCUUCUCAUGCUCACUACUCCCGCCCUAGCUCCAGAGGACCUCGAACCCCCUCCCCCGUACCCAGUACAUGGCAUCCUGGACCAAAUACCUGGACUGUAGACUGUUGCUCAAUCCUCGCAGCAUUCGAGGUUUCUCCAUCUUAGUGACAUUUUGGAAAUUUCAACGGUGCCGCCCAAUCAUACCCAUCUGUCAAGUGGAUGAGAUACAUAUUUCUGCCUGACCUUCCCUCAAGACUGACUCUUCAUGCCUGGGUCUUGUAAUAUCACUAGGAAUGGUGACGUCAAUAGAAUAGGAAGCAGCUCUACUCAGGUCCCUUCUUUACCGUCCUUUGCUUUGGGUCAUGCACCUUCCUUAGCUUCUGGCCACUUGGUCACUGACAGAAUCUGGAGACUGGAAAAGAAUUCAACUUGCACUUUUAGCUCAGUGCCCGAUCCACCUUCUGGCUGGUAGAGCUGUCAGCUGCACAGUUAUUCAUGCCUAAAUUUGGAUGGAAUUAGAGCAAACACUACCCAACUGGAUUAUUUGAAGGACCUGAGGGUCAGUUCUAGACCAAAGGGGCUGGUCGAUUCCUCUAGGUGUGAUCUGGCACAGGGGACCCUGGCUGGGGUCCACAUAAAUCCUCUCUACUCGAAUUCUCUGACUCCCUUGAGCUUCCAGGAAGACUCCUUCUCAGAGCCAAAUAUUCUUUGUGCGAGCAUGUUUGUGAGCCGAGGAACUGGAAAAUGGAACUACAGAGCCAGGAGAGGAGGCUGACCAGAGCCAAGUGACUGGCUGGGCCAUAUAUCUGACGCUAGGUGCCACUUAGCAGAGACUGUCACCUUGGACAGGCAGAGGGACUCUGCUGCAGACAGCAGCCAAUUCUCCCUAGUUAGCCCAGACCUCUCUAAGGUAUCCUCCAUCCUUCUUCCUGGGACCUAGGAUUGCAGAUGAUUUUUUUUUUUUUAAACAAAGCAACCUCAGCUUUAUCCUGCAGACAGGUGAGUUCACACAUUGAAUGCCAGCAUAGCUCUCCUCCCCUGCCACGGGCAACAGCACUUGGUUUGGAGCCAGAAACAGGCACACGGUCAUUUUGUUGACAGCCUCACUCUUAGGGGAUUUUGCUGAGUCAAGCAAAUGUUUGUCUGCUCUGCUCUUCCUUUGGAGCUGCAUUUGGCCUGCUCUAACUGCAAAGGUAACUCGGUGGUCCCCACUUGGACCAAGCCAUCUUCUCCCAUUGUGAAACCACCACCACCCCUUCCAGCUACCUACUGCCCCCCUCCCCAAGUAACAUUGCCCUUCAGUUUGCCUUUGACAAACUGUGAUGUACUGUUCUCAGUUCUCACGGGUGCAGUUCUGAACCCCAAAGGACUGUUCCCGUGUUUUUAAUUUUAUAUGGACACUUUAAGACUCUUUGAAGGGAAUGCUUUUUAAAAAAGUUUUUUUCGAAGAGCAACUUACAAAGGGACUGACCUGGGGGUUGGCUUGAGAGCCACUAUGGCUCCAGUGAGUGACAGAUCAUGAUCUCGGUUUUGCCACAGCUUUACAGGGUAGCUUUGGUGUCACAGUCCCUCUUUGUGCCUCAGUUUCCCCAUCCAUUAAAUGAGAACAUUAAUGUCUUCCCCUCCCUACCUCAUGGGGAAUAUCAAUAAACUCACCCCGGAAGGUGGGGAAGAUGUUAUGCAAGUGUGUGAAUUAUAGUAAUGGAUUUGAGUUUUAGUUCAUUAUCCUGCCUUCCUGUCUCCCAAAGGCAAGGCCUUUCCCCAGAAGUUUCCACCUUGCAUCCAGAGCCUAAGACUAGGCCAUUGUAGACCAUUAGCUCUCUCAGUCUCUCACUGGCCUUUUGGGCUGGGUCUCCAUCCUCUCCCUUAUCCUUCAGAAUGGAGUGUAUUCUUGGAGUAGACUUGGUGGCCAGAGGUCACUUCACCUAGGAGACUGACUUCUCGAAGCCUGGAAUAUAGUAAAAGACAGGGAUAUUUAAGGCUCAGAGACCUAUUCCAAUGCCAGAAAGAAAGUGCUUUUCGUGUCCAAUCACUUUAGUUACUCCUGAGCCCACCCUGGUGGCCAAAGGGAUGCCCCUAGCUGAGGGUGAGUGUGGGGACAUGUGCGCAUGGAUCUCUGUGUGUGUAUAUAUCGUUACCCUCAUCACUGUCCUUGUCCUUAUGCAAACAUUGCCUUUUCAAGUCAGAGCAUGCCUGAAAGUAAAAGAUUUGUGGAGAGCCAGGCUCUCCAGGGACUCUGGUUGCCGUAGCAACCUUCCAGACUGUUCUCCCUACUGAUCUGGGUAUCAAGGGAGAAUAGACUACACAUCCCAGCUUCUUAAAUGGGAGCACCUCCUUUCUAUUGGUUUAGGCAUUGGUAGAACUAAAGACAAGGACUCAGGACCUUUGAAAAUGAGGAAGAAGUAGAUUCUCAACACUUCCUGCCUGAAUCUUUUUUCCUGGUUCCAUAUCUGGUCCCCGAAGCUGCCACAUCUUGCUCCCGAGUCUUCAGAAACUUGAAUGCUUAAAAGCUGCCCUAUGAAGCCAACAGCAACGUUAAGGUUUUCGAAAGGAGACCUCAGAGAGGGUACAAAAUGUCUCUUCCACAGCAGCCAGGCCGGGCCUUGAGGACAUGAAUGACACCAGUCUGAGGUGUCAUGGCAUUCUUGUCUUAGAUGCAGGCUUUUCCCAGAUCUAAGAGAGACCAAGAAGAGUGAAAUCUCUCCCUCCCAGGGAGCAACGUUUCUCCUGGCAAGAAGCUCAGAGGUGGCUCUUAAGAUGUCAUACAGAAGCUGAGAGGCAGUGACCCAAUCUAGUUUUUGUGGAGAAUUUGGUCCAGUGACCCCCUCCCUGUUUCUGAGCCUCCAUGUGGACAUUGUAACCUUGGCACCAGGAGUUAUAUGCACCGUGUGCUGCCUCCACAGCUGGAAUAGGAUCACAGCUGCCCAAGAAGGUGGGUCCAAGCCAUCCUAAUAACAGACUUAAGCCUGUGUGGGCUCCCAGAAGACUUCUUGGGACUGCCAAUUUCUGCUUGGGAUGAGGACACUCCUCCUGCCUAGCAUCCCAGAGGAGCAAGGGACAGCUGGCCUUCCUUGAACCCGAGAUGGAUGCUCAGCCAAACACCUGACCUAGAACAACCCAUCUUGGAGUAAGCCAACUGUGCAGAACAUGCCAUCUUACACGACAUUCCACGGGAAAAGCACCUCCGGGCAUUGGUUUCAGAAACACUACCUUGAUCCCUUGCCUAGGGAAUGGUGCUGCCCACAAUGGACUGAGUCUUUAUACAUCAAUCAACAAUCAAGACAUUCUCCCACAUACAUGCCUACAGGCCAACCUGAUCCAAAUAAUUCCUAAUUAAGAUGAAGACAUUCUUCACAUACAUGCCUACGAGCCAAACUGAUGCAGGAAAUUCCUCAUUAAGACUCUCUUCCCAGGGUCAUACUGCAUGUGGACCACUCGGGGAAACCUAUGCACACCUCACCGAGAGCGGCUGGACAGAGAACACCUGACCUUCAAGUUCUCUGGAGGAUGAGACUCCCCUCCCCGCUGCAUGACUCAGCAGGACAGCCCUUGGUGCCUUCCACAGCAGUGACUGGGACAGAAAGGGCUGAGACAGGGGAGUUCCUCGUAGUUAAAGAUGGGAUUCUGAAUGCUGGGGGUGGGGCCGUAGGAGGAGAGUGAGAGCUGAUGGUAUGAUCAAAAGAGAAAGGGUGUUGGGAUGAUAUGGAAGCAUACGAAUCCAGGACUGUGCUGCGGAGGCACCCAGGCACGGGCUGGCUGUGGAAGAGGAACUAAUAAAUAAAUGGCAGUCUCAGAG